AUGUUGCGACUCUCACUCCUUCUGGCCAAUGCGGUCUCGGCGAACGGGAUCUGCCUUGACGGAUGGACGCUGCAGGAGGCCACGUGCUUCUUGGUGUCGAAUUCGUCCGGCAACUGGUUCGAAGGGCAAGAUUUCUGCUACCGCUUCGGGGCCUCGUUGGCCGUUGUGUCGAGUGCCUACCAACAAGGAGCGCUCUCGGGUAUGUUGAACGGAGACACCUGGAUUGGCCUCCACGGUCUGAAUUUCGACCAUACUUACUCAUGGGGUGAUGGAAGUCCUUUUAUUUUCUCCAGCUGGGCGGAAGGUAAACCCACCGUCUCGGGAAGCUUCUGGAACCUCGGAAAAAUCGAAGCCUGCGUCGAAAUGCGACAGGAGUUUCAGUACCACUGGAAUAACGCUCACUGCGAUUCAUGUGCAGCCGCCCAGCUCCAGCACCCACCUGUGAGGAUUGGCCUCGGCGGCGUGCUGGCCUCCAUCACCAGCGAGGACGAGCAGGCGUUCGUGAGCGGUCUGCUGAACAGCAGCGCCUGGAUCGGUCUCAGUGAUCAGGAAACGGAAGGAGAGUUUACCUGGGAGGAUGGCAGUCCUUUUAACUACGACAGCUGGGAGGAAGGGGAACCCGACAACUUGUACAUGUACCUGAGCAUCGGCGUGGGCGAGGACUGCGUCGAGAUGAAGCAGGAGUACGACUACCGCUGGAACGACGAGUUCUGUCUCGCUGCAAAGGCGUUUGUGUGCGAAAGACCUGAGUAA
Penaeus vannamei (Pacific white shrimp) is the source of this 753-nucleotide messenger RNA. NCBI's taxonomy places the organism in Eukaryota, Metazoa, Arthropoda, Malacostraca, Decapoda, Penaeidae. The record is from RefSeq and is a predicted model, not a curated record.